Messenger RNA from Umbelopsis ramanniana AG, 921 nucleotides. RefSeq lists its product as uncharacterized. The record is from RefSeq and is a predicted model, not a curated record. The transcript has a single exon. Bases 23 to 826 code for a protein of 267 amino acids. NCBI's taxonomy places the organism in Eukaryota, Fungi, Mucoromycota, Umbelopsidomycetes, Umbelopsidales, Umbelopsidaceae.
CUCCCCUUGUCUUCGCUCCAUUAUGAAUCCAUCACAGCGAGUUUUAAGAGCUUUCCCAGCAAGAAGCGUUCGCUGCUAUUCAUCAUCUAGCUCAGACUAUAUACCUGGACGACGUGGAUAUGCUCCAGGAUUCAAUGCUCCUGUCAACACUCGCAACAGCCCUAAACCAUCAAGGAAGACCCCGCUAGAAACUACCCUAGCUUCACAUUUACCGAGUGGUGAGAAUGCCCAGCGAAAAUCCGAAUCAAAGUCUGGCAUGAACGCAUAUCGGGAAGCUGUUCGUUCUAAGCGAUUUGAGUAUGCCCAAGAAUUAUUGACUGCUCAUGCACAACGACGACAGCAAUCUUUGCAAAAGCAAGAAGAAAAUUUCAAACAAUUGGACUCCCAACGACAACAGUUGCUUAGUGAAAAACAAGCUGCCAUUUCUCAUGAACAAGAAGUUAUACAUGAACUUGAGCUUGAUUCAGCUUUACCAACUACUGAAUCCGAGACUUUGGCCGCCCGGGACGCACACCGACUUGAAAACUUAAGAGCUCAGAAGCGCGAACAAUCCGAUGCUCGACUCAACAAGUUACUUGCUAUCUAUCACGACUCCAACAACUUCAUAACAAGAGAGAAUUUGGAUAGCAAGCUCAGUGCUUUGGUCCACCAGGAAAACCGACCACCUUUUAUGCAGACUUACGAUGAUCUCAAGACGUCGCAAGAAGUUGGCGAUGUUCAACAAUUGCAAAGAAGAGAAGCCAUGUUGAGAGAUGUCAUGGAAGGCACUGUCAGUGGUCAGCAUGUUGGUGCUCGUGCUGUUCGGGAGUGGGUGGAGAAGAAUUAAAUUCUUCAACCAAAUGUUAAAUAUACAAAUAGAUAAAAGUAUCUUGCACUUUCAUUCAAGUCAACCUCAAAAUAAAUGGCCCAUAAUAGACAUGU